CAAAUUCUGAUCCGCGUUAAACUCCAGAUAAAAUCAAAACAAUGGUCCACACUAGUACUGGUUGUCUUCGUUUCUUGUGUUUACCAAUCUUCGAUGAAGCUUCUUCUCUGCAAUGAUUUCUUCUAUUCCAUUUUGUCAUCUUGUUAAUUGUUACUUCUUUGAUCUAGAGGACCAAGUAAAAGGGUCACAAAAUUACACAUGGUAUUCUUCUAAUCUUCUUGUAUAUUUGGCAAGCUCAAAGUCACAAGUUAAACCACCCAAAACACAUUCACAUCUUAACAAAAUUCCCUCUCUCACUUGGAUCCUUGCUCUACCCCUAUCAGCUAAGAAACAUGAGCAGUGAAAAUCAUCACCAUCCCCAUCAUUACUUUUACCAUCAGAACCUGCAUAUCCAUCACAGAACCACAUUCCUGCCUAUGCUAUGUUCAAGGCCAUCCAUCAAGGAUGUGAGUCUUCCACAGUGGAGAGACCCCCCAGGAUCCUUCUCCAAUGACCCUUUGUCCCCAAGAAUUGGUUGCAUGGGUCAAGUGAAGAGGCACAACAAAAUAGUUGGACUUCUCACAACCAAAAGCAACACCUCCAACAUCUCCAUUUCCCCUAGUCUCAAGUAUUCCAAGCUCAAAAAACUCUUCUCUGGCAAAAACAUAAGCACCAGCACCACCAAUGCUACUGCUCCUACUGCCUCCAGCUGUAGAAGUAGGCCAAGAGGGUCAGUGAAUAGUGCUAAUGUGCCAAGGAACCAUAAGCACAAGUGUAGUAGGAAUGAGAAUGUUGUUCCCAUAAGCAUUGAAAAUAUGGAUCCUCCUCUACCUGUGAUCAAGAGAGUGCAGAAGCCAGAGGAAGAAAAACAGGUGGAUAGUCUUUGGAAAAGAAGGUCAGGUGGUGCUGCAUUGAAAAGUUUACAGCUUCAACAGAUUCACCAUUCAAGACAUCAUCCUCAGAUCACAAGUGUUUGACGGGUGAUCAAUGAUCAGAUAAGGCAGACUGGCAGAUGCAAAAUUCUUCUUUUUUUACUAGAAAAGUUUACAUAAGAUAUGAUCUAAAUCUAAAUGGCAUGUUUUUAGUUUUCGUGCUGUUUGAUUUCCUGGGGCAUCUCACAUAGAGGUGAUGCAGAAUAUCCUAGUUAUAUUGUAUACCAUAUAUUAGUGAAUAGAUUAUAGAUCCAGGUUUGUAUGUGUUUCAAAGAACCUACAAUUGAGGUUUUUUUGUAAAGUGACAAGUUUUGUGCUAAGAAUUGUUCACAUUCAAAUUGUGAUCUUGAAAACGCCAUGAGUGGCAACGCAUAUCAAUUUAUCAAUAACAUAGCAUGAUGCAGACAAUGGAUCACAUUACGAGCAUCACUGUCUCAGAAAGGAAAGGCGGUGUUCAUUAAUGAAAUUUAUGAUUUAUGGUGCUGGGCAAAGUGGGAGGAUAACUCAAGACAUACAAGUCAGCAACAUCAUGUAGUGGUAAGAACAAUAUUGAAAGUAGAAAGGUCAAUCAUGGAAACGGCAUGAAGCAACAAAAGAAUGCUACUGAAAUGAAUAUUUAAUCUUCAGGAACAAAAAGCAACUAUGUCAAGCCAGCAAUGAAUUAGUUUCUCAAUGUUCACUUCCAGAAGCAACUCAUCAUAAUAUUGUUUGAAUGUCUUCAAUCCCACGCCACAAUAUUAUUUCUUAAGAAAUUAGACUUCAGAUUUAACUAAUUUCACAAAACUAACUUAUAAGGUGAGGGCUAUCGAAGCCUUAUGAAAACUAUAUUAGUCAUAUUUAUAGUCUAUGUAAGAUCUCAAGAUUGUUCAAAGAAACGUGAAAUUCAUCAAUGAAAAGUUUGUACUUAUAUUUUCUAUUCAGGAUCUAAAGCUGAUGCAGGGGCAAUGCAGAUCACUAUGAUGGCACUUAAAACUUGUAUCAGUGAACACACCAGAAGCUCCUGUUGUUAGGUAUUCUAUACAAUACCGAUAACUUUAACUAAGUAGUACCAUCAAAAUAUAUGGAAGGGCAUGCUGGAUUAGCCCAAGACCAAGGAAAUACAGGUAAUGUAGUUCAGCUUCAACACAGAAUGCUAACCUCAAUACUUUACAUACAACCAUCUAUCCCAAUAACAACCUUGUAAAUUGUUUUACUUAUUUACACCACGAACAUGGCAGAUGCCAAUG
Cajanus cajan (pigeon pea) is the source of this 2137-nucleotide messenger RNA. RefSeq lists its product as uncharacterized. The record is from RefSeq and is a predicted model, not a curated record. NCBI's taxonomy places the organism in Eukaryota, Viridiplantae, Streptophyta, Magnoliopsida, Fabales, Fabaceae.